AUGAAUGCCCUGAAGGUAAUUCCAUUAUUCAGUUCUCUAAAUAAGAAUUUUGCUCUGUUAUACAAGCUGGAUAAAAGUCAAAGUAUUGAUGUAUUGAGUACAAUCCUAUUCAAGGGAAGAUCAUGCCUCAAGCAAUACAAUUCAAUGAAGCCCAUCAAAAUGGGUUAUAAAUUAUGGUGCAGGGCUGACAAUUUAGGUUACAUUGGGCAAUUUAUUGUGUACCAAGGGAAAGGGAGUGAUGGGGUACUGGAAACUGUUUACCCUGAAAGUUACGGUCAGGGGGAUAAGGUUAUUCAUGAUCUAACAAGACCUCUUGUGGGCAAAGGUUACAAUGUCUACUUCGACAAUUAUUUUGCAUCUGUGCCAUUACUGGAAAAUAUAAAGGAUGAUGGUAUUCUUGCAUGUGGGACCAUUAGAUCAAACCACAAAUACCUCCCAAUUCGUACAGACAACUUAAAAAAUAGGGGGAAUUUGAUUACAGAAAGAGUCGAGAUGGCAUAA
This is a messenger RNA of Anneissia japonica, 501 nucleotides long. Its product is annotated as piggyBac transposable element-derived protein 3-like. Bases 1 to 501 code for a protein of 166 amino acids. The record is from RefSeq and is a predicted model, not a curated record. NCBI's taxonomy places the organism in Eukaryota, Metazoa, Echinodermata, Crinoidea, Comatulida, Comatulidae. The transcript has a single exon.